AUGAAUGUAAGCAUAGCUGUGUAUUACCUCAUUAAGAACAGAGAUGCAAACAGAAGCCUGGAUAUUUUUGAUGAGCGAUUGCAUCCACUCACAAGUGAAAAGCUUCCAGAGGAAUACUUUGAGCAUGAUCCCGAAUACAUGCGUAUUUACAGAUUUAUUGCUAGCAUUUUUAAUGCCACAUGGUUACCAACUGAAUGCGCAAUAAUAACCUUGGUCUUCUUGGAAAGGCUUUUGUCUUACGCUGAGAUUGACAUCUGUCCUGCUAAAGGGGAAAGGAUUCUCCUGGGGACCAUUCUUCUUGCCUGCAAGAAUUGGGAUGGUGAGACUCUGUGGAAUAUGGAGUUCUGCCGGAUCUUCAACGGUGUUACCCUUGAGGACAUGUGA
Molecule: messenger RNA, 384 nt
Organism: Fukomys damarensis (Damara mole-rat)
Lineage: Eukaryota; Metazoa; Chordata; Mammalia; Rodentia; Bathyergidae
Product: cyclin-Y-like protein 1
Exons: 5
Coding region: 1-384 (127 amino acids)
Biological process (GO): regulation of canonical Wnt signaling pathway; regulation of protein kinase activity
Cellular component (GO): plasma membrane
Molecular function (GO): cyclin-dependent protein serine/threonine kinase activator activity
Source: RefSeq, a predicted model, not a curated record